UGAUUUUUGUUUUUAUUUUGGUAGAAGAAUUAGGACAAGCACAGAGCUUAAUUACCAUCUUCUCUUCAAGUUCAAGGUGCUGUUCUAAUUCGAGCUCGACCUGAACUGUUAUUGGAUUUCUUGCCCAGGUUGGAAAAGAUUUCGCAACUAUCUCCGAACAAAUCCUUGGUGAAUUUUUCUGGGGAUAACAAUCAUGGUGCAAGGUCAAUCUCCUACUGCUUCUCGCUUCAGCACGAGGCAAAAGAUAGCAGAACAUAGAAAGUCUCUUCCUAUCGCUUCAGUGGAGAAACGUCUGAUUGAGGAGGUUAACAACAAUGAUAUUCUGAUUAUCGUGGGUGAAACUGGCAGUGGGAAAACUACUCAAUUGCCUCAGUUCCUAUUCAGUGCUGGUUUCUGUCGAGAAGGAAAGAUGGUGGGGAUAACACAGCCGAGGCGUAUUGCUGCCGUGACUGUUGCUAAAAGGGUAGCUCAGGAAUGUGAUGUUCCGUUGGGCCAAAGAGUUGGCUAUUCCAUUAGGUUUGAUGAUUCUACUUCUAGCUCAACGAGGUUGAAAUACAUGACAGAUGGAUUAUUGUUGAGAGAAGCUCUGUUGGAUCCGCUUCUUUCUAGAUAUUCAGUCAUUAUUGUCGAUGAAGCUCAUGACAGGACUGUUCAUACUGAUGUUCUGCUGGCCUUGCUUAAAAUGAUACAGCGGGCUCGGUCAAAGCCUGUUAACGAGAGAAGUGAGAUUGGUAAUGCAAGUGGUGAGAAUGGUGUUCAGCGGAAUGGCGUAUUGAGAGGGUGUCAAGGCAGGAAAGUAUCUCCGUUGAAGCUGAUAAUUAUGUCUGCUAGUUUGGAUGCACGUGUUUUCUCUGAGUAUUUUGGUGGUGCCAAAGCUGUUCAUGUGCAAGGGCGACAGUUUCCCGUUGACAUUUUUUACACUGCUCAUCCUGAAUCAGAUUAUGUAGAUGCAGCUUUGGUUACCAUAUUUCAGAUUCAUUUGGAGGAGAAGCCAGGGGAUAUACUUGUUUUCCUCACUGGGCAAGAUGAGAUUGAAUCUGUUGAAAGACUUGUCCUAGAAAGACUUAAGCAUUUAUCUGAAGACAAGCGGAAGCUACAACCACUUGCUAUCUUUUCUGCUCUUCCAUCAGAGCAGCAAAUGCGAGCUUUUGCCCCAGCGGAAAAUGGUUUUCGUAAGGUGAUUUUGGCCACAAAUAUAGCGGAGACAUCGAUUACAAUUCCUGGAAUAAGAUAUGUGAUAGACCCUGGGUUUGUCAAGGCACGAACCUAUGAUCCGAAGAAAGGAAUGGAGUCGCUUGACGUUGUUCCAGCAUCAAAAGCACAGACGCUUCAAAGAAGUGGACGCGCAGGUCGUGAGGGCCCUGGAAAGUGCUUUCGUCUUUAUCCGGAAAGCGAAUUUGCGAAACUGGAGGAUUCAACCAAACCAGAGAUCAAGAGAUGCAAUCUCUCAAACGUUAUUUUGCAGCUGAAGGCUCUGGGAAUUGAUGAUAUUGUUGGAUUUGAUUUUAUAGAUAAACCUUCAAGGGGCGCAAUAGUAAAAGCAUUGGCAGAGUUGCGCUUGCUCGGUGCCUUGACAGAUGAUGGUAAACUAGACGAUCCCGUUGGCUACCAAAUGUCACGGCUCCCACUGGAUCCUGUGUACUCCCGAGCUCUAAUUCGGGCCAAUCAAUUCAACUGUCUCGAGGAAAUGUUGAUCACUGUUGCAAUGCUCUCUGUGGAAUCCAUAUUUUAUGAUCCUCGUGAGAAGAGAGAAGAGGCAAGAACUUCAAGAAACCACUUUGCUAGCAUUGAAGGGGAUCACCUAACUUAUCUUAGUGUUUACCGGGAGUUAGAUGAGUUCUUGGAGAAGAAAAAAUCAGCUGGCGGCGCAAACAAAAUUGAUAAAAGUAUGAAAAAAUGGUGUAUUAAUAACUUCGUGAAUAACCGCUCCUUGAAGCAUGCUCGUGAUACAUAUAGGCAAAUCCGUGAACAUGUUGAACAGAUGGGUUUUAAUGUGUCUUCAUGCGGAAAUGACUUGCUUGAGUUUCGUAGAUGUCUUGCUGCAUCGUUUUUCCUUAAAGCAGCACAGAGACAAUUGGACGGUACAUACAGGGCUUUGGAAAGUGGCGAGGUUGUCCAUAUCCACCCAACUUCUGUUUUAUUCCGUGCCAAACCAGAGUGUGUUAUAUUCGACGAGCUCAUGCAAACCAGCAAAAAGUACAUCAAGAACCUCACAAGAAUUGAUCCCUUAUGGUUGCCUGAGUUGGCUCCUCAUUAUUACAAAGCAGAAGAGUGAAUUAACUCGUCUUCUUUGCUUAUAACGAGAUAACUGUUACUAUUCUGUUGGAGAUGGAACACUGAGACCACUAGAGACUGAUGCUAACAUUAAGGAAAGUUGUUUGUUUGAUUCAAAGAAGAUGAUUGUGGCUGAGCAUAGCAUUAGUUUAGAGGAAAGAAGACGACCAAGCAUAAUCGAUGCUAUUUUAUGGAGCUGGAGACACCAAACAAUUUGGGUAAGAACGUGUUUUUUUUGUUGUUGUAUCUUGCCAUUUUUUUUUGGCUCUGGCCUGCACUUGAGUCGUCUUGAAAGUCAAAAGGGCCAUUCCCUUUGUACUUCUAAAUGUCAUCAAAGAAUGUGCCUUCCAUGUUCCUCCCUUAUAAUAAAUUAUUGUCUUAUUAUAUGUCAAAAAUACAAAUAU
Eutrema salsugineum is the source of this 2678-nucleotide messenger RNA. RefSeq names its product pre-mRNA-splicing factor ATP-dependent RNA helicase DEAH10. Gene Ontology annotation, cellular component: nucleolus; intracellular anatomical structure. Bases 194 to 2275 code for a protein of 693 amino acids. The transcript is spliced from 13 exons. NCBI's taxonomy places the organism in Eukaryota, Viridiplantae, Streptophyta, Magnoliopsida, Brassicales, Brassicaceae. Gene Ontology annotation, biological process: positive regulation of transcription by RNA polymerase I. The record is from RefSeq and is a predicted model, not a curated record. Gene Ontology annotation, molecular function: RNA binding; ATP binding; ATP hydrolysis activity.